Aspergillus tubingensis is the source of this 459-nucleotide messenger RNA. RefSeq names its product RNA-binding protein. The coding region runs from base 1 to 459 and encodes 152 amino acids. Gene Ontology annotation, molecular function: RNA binding. NCBI's taxonomy places the organism in Eukaryota, Fungi, Ascomycota, Eurotiomycetes, Eurotiales, Aspergillaceae. The record is from RefSeq and is a predicted model, not a curated record. The transcript has 2 exons.
AUGAGCGAGAAAGCACGUCUAAAAUGUACCGUCUACGUGGGGGGUCUUGACCAGGCCGUGACAAUGCAGACGCUGGCCGAGGCAUUCGUUCCCUUUGGUGAAGUGGUUGAUAUUACGCUCCCCAAACCCGAUCUCCCGAACUCCAACGAGCUCCACCGCGGUUUUGGAUAUGUGGAGUUUGAUCUGCCCGAAGAUGCGAAAGAGGCGAUCGACAACAUGGAUGGAAGCGAACUAUAUGGCCGGACAAUCAAGGUUGCUGCUGCUAAGCCGCAGAAGGACAGCAACGAAGGACUCGGCAGCAAGACGGCUAUCUGGGAACAGGAGGGGUACUUGGCCAAAUAUGCCGUCGAUGAGGAAGACAAAUUGGCUGCCGAGGGAGGCGAGGCCGACGGAGCCGAACGUCAAGAUCCCAUGCAAGGACUCGAGGAACUGGAUGUGGCCGGACCCAAGCCGGAAUGA